AUGGCUACCACCAAAGGCGUCAUCCUCGUAGGAGGCCCCUCCAAGGGCACUCGUAUGAGGCCGCUUACUCUAGAUUGCGCGAAACCCCUUCUCCCCAUUGCCGGCAAGCCUAUGGUCUGGCACCCCCUCGCAUCGCUAGCCAAGAUGCCUGGUCUCACUGAAGUCCUGAUCAUUGGCUUUUACGAAGACUCGGUUAUGGCUGGCUUCGUCAAGGACGCCAAGAGAGAGUUCCCCAACAUUGCCAUCUCGUAUCUGCGCGAAUAUCGGCCCCUCGGGACAGCUGGCGGUCUCUAUCACUUCCGUGACUCUAUCCUCCGCCCGCCUUGUCCGCAGAACAUCUUUAUCUGCAACAUUGACAUUUGUUGCUCAUUCCCGUUCCAGGAAAUGAUGGACUUGCAUUCCAAGCAUCGCGGGGUGGGGACUAUCAUGGGAGUGAAUGUCAAAAGAGAAACUGCGACGCAAUACGGUUGCAUUGUUUCCGACCCGAGCUCGCUCGUCGUCCAUUACGUCGAGAAGCCCGAAAGCUGGAUCUCCAAUAUGGUGAACGGUGGUGUCUACCUGUUCGACAAGUCUCUUUUUGACGAGAUCAAGGUCGCUAUGGAUGACAAGGCGGCACGUGCAGCCGAGGACCCCCUGGUGCAAUCUGACGAGAUGCUGCGAUUGGAGCAAGACGUCAUCGUCCCUUUGGCGGCCGCGAGGAAGAUGCACGUCUACGAGACCAAGGACUUUUGGAGGCAAAUUAAGAGCGCAGCUUCCGCCGUCUCUGCUUCCUCCCUUUACCUGUCCCGCUUCCAAAAGACUCACCCCGAGCUCCUCGCCAAGCCCUCCGCGACUGUACUCGCUCCUUCCUAUAUCGACCCUUCCGCCACCAUCGACCCUACCGCCAAAAUCGGUCCCAAUGUCGCUAUCGGCCCCGGUGUACGCGUAGCUGCUGGCGUGCGCGUCAAGGACGCCAUCAUAUUCGAGGGGACCUCGCUCGAACAACACAGUUGCGUCCUAAACUCGAUAGUAGGCCAAAACUGCCAGAUCGGGCCCUGGGCGCGUCUUGAUGGUGUACCAGAACCAGAAGACAACAAGGGAAAGAUCAGCGUUACCGUGUUGGCAACCGAGGUCACGUUGGCGCCGGAGACGCUUGUCAGGAGUUGCAUCGUGCUCCCGAACAAAACACUAUCCAAAAGCUAUGCGAGCAGAGUAGUCCUCUAA
Molecule: messenger RNA, 1203 nt
Organism: Dioszegia hungarica
Lineage: Eukaryota; Fungi; Basidiomycota; Tremellomycetes; Tremellales; Bulleribasidiaceae
Product: nucleotide-diphospho-sugar transferase
Exons: 9
Coding region: 1-1203 (400 amino acids)
Biological process (GO): biosynthetic process
Cellular component (GO): cytoplasm
Molecular function (GO): transferase activity
Source: RefSeq, a predicted model, not a curated record